AUCCCUCUCUCUCUAAACUCUCUCUCUCUAUACUUUCUCUCUCUACUCUCUCUCUCCUCCCUCCCGGCCCCAUCGCCGCCGGCCUCUCCUCCUCCUCCCACUAUAUAACCCCUCUCCUCCCACGACCCGCCAUUGCCACACCCCACCCAAGCUCACCUCACCUCGCGACGAAGCGCGUCUCAUUGGUGGUGCUCUGCUCGGUGGUGUGAGCUCUGUUUCAAGAAACAGGGGGGGAGGAGGAGGAUGGAGGAGGAUGGCGGCGGUGGCGCGGGGUGGGGGUGGGCGACGUGGAGGGUGGCGGCGGUGGCGGCGGCGGCGGCGGUGUGGGUGACGAUGCACGUGGCGGCGAGGAUGGCGGACGCGCUGUGGUGGCGGCCGCGGCGGCUGGAGGCGCACUUCGCGGCGCAGGGGGUGCGGGGGCCGCCGUACCGGUUCUUGCUCGGCUCCGUGAGGGAGAUGGUGGCGCUCAUGGCGGAGGCGUCGUCCAAGCCCAUGUCGCCGCCCACCUCCCACAACGCGCUCCCCCGCGUCCUCGCCUUCUACCACUACUGGCGCAAGAUCUACGGGCAUAGGUUCUUGAUUUGGUUCGGGCCGACGCCGAGGUUGACGGUGGCGGAGCCGGAGCUGAUCCGGGAGAUCUUCCUGACGCGCGCCGACGCGUUCGACCGCUACGAGGCGCACCCCGUCGUGCGCCAGCUCGAGGGCGACGGGCUCGUCAGCCUCCACGGCGACAAGUGGGCGCUCCACCGCCGCGUCCUCACCGACGCCUUCUACCCGGACAACCUCAACCGGUUGAUACCGCACGUCGGCAAGUCGGUGGCGGCGCUGGCGGCGAAGUGGGGCGCGAUGGCGGAGGCCGGGGGGAGCGGCGAGGUGGAGGUGGACGUGGCGGAGUGGUUCCAGGCGGUGACGGAGGAGGCCAUCACGCGCGCCACGUUCGGCCGCAGCUACGACGACGGCCGCGUCGUGUUCGCCAUGCAGGGACAGCUCAUGGCGUUCGCCUCCGAGGCCUUCCGCAAGGUGCUCGUCCCGGGCUACCGGUUCUUGCCGACCAAGAAGAACCGGCUGUCAUGGCGGCUGGACAGGGAGAUACGGCGGAGCCUGAUGCGGCUCAUUGGCCGGCGGAGCGACGAGGCCGAGCAAGGCGAGAAGGCCGACGACGGCAGCUUCCGCGACCUGCUCGGCCUGAUGAUCAAUGCCGGCGCCGCCGCCGCCACCCGCGGCAACGCCGGCGGCGAGAAGAACUCCCCGGCGGCGGCGAUCCCCGUGGAGGACAUGCUGGAGGAAUGCAAGACCUUCUUCUUCGCCGGGAAGCAGACGACGACCAACCUCCUGACGUGGGCCACUGUGCUCCUCGCCAUGCACCCGGAUUGGCAGGAGCGAGCUCGCCGCGAGGUGUUCGACGUCUGCGGCGCCGGCGAGCUCCCCUCCAAGGAGCACCUCCCCAAGCUCAAAACGCUUGGCAUGAUCAUGAACGAGACGCUCCGGCUGUACCCGCCGGCGGUCGCCACCAUCCGCCGAGCCAAGGUCGACGUCCAGCUCUCGGACGGGUGCAUGAUCCCGCGGGACAUGGAGCUGCUCGUCCCGAUCAUGGCCAUCCACCACGACACGAGAUACUGGGGUCCGGACGCGUCUCAGUUCAACCCGGCAAGGUUCGCCAACGGCGCGUCCAAGGCGGCGAAGCACCCGCUGGCGUUCAUACCGUUCGGGCUAGGCUCUCGGAUGUGCGUAGGCCAGAACCUGGCGCGCCUCGAGGCCAAGCUCACGAUGGCCAUCCUCCUCCAGCGGUUCGAGAUCAGGACAUCCCCGAACUACGUACAUGCCCCGACAGUGCUGAUGCUCCUAUACCCGCAAUACGGAGCGCCAUUGAUCUUCCGCCCGCUCUCAUCACAUCCACCCGAUUCGACGGGCCCCUAGCCCCCUCUUCCAUUGUCCAAAUUGACCCAAAUGCCCCCCUCUCCACCAUCACCUCCCCCUCCUGUGUAUAGCCCAUGCCAAGUGACACAAAAAGCCAAGAAGCACUAACUUUUUGUCCUAGACUGUGCCUUGGCGCCCCACCCAGGUUGCCAAGAAUACCCUCCUUAACAGACCGGAUCAGACCAGCCUUUUUUAAGAUUUGAUGACACACAGCAACGUGGGGCCCACUCUCUGCCCCUUCUUUUGUUGCCUUGCCUAUGGCUUCUGGUGUAUGUAAUUGUAUAGAGGUUUUAUUCCAUGUCUUCUAUACGAGAAGAAGAAAAUUCAGGGAAAAAAAAUAUUUGGAGAAGGAAAGAAAAAAGAGUUUAGUGUGGUUUUUUUGUCUA
Molecule: messenger RNA, 2303 nt
Organism: Oryza sativa Japonica Group (Japanese rice)
Lineage: Eukaryota; Viridiplantae; Streptophyta; Magnoliopsida; Poales; Poaceae
Source: RefSeq, a predicted model, not a curated record